Molecule: messenger RNA, 2556 nt
Organism: Echinops telfairi (small Madagascar hedgehog)
Lineage: Eukaryota; Metazoa; Chordata; Mammalia; Afrosoricida; Tenrecidae
Product: KIAA0513 ortholog
Exons: 13
Coding region: 251-1486 (411 amino acids)
Source: RefSeq, a predicted model, not a curated record
CUCAGCUGCGGAUCCCGCGCCUGUCAGCCGACUCCAGUCAGCGGCUGCUGGUCCGCGCGCCCCGCUGCCGCGAUGCCGUAGCGCCAUGUGCCACUGCUGCACAGGGCUCAUCAGGGAGGCUCCAGCUCCUGAGUGGCUCACGUGACCCUGGCAGGGUUCCAGCUGGCCUCUGGCUCCACACUUUGGAAGCAAGUUGGCAGCCCUCCACCUCGAGUCCCUACCUCCCCACCACCAGCAGCUCACUUGUGCCAUGGAGGCUCCAGAAGUCCCUGUGGGGUCGCUGAUUGACUUUGAGACGGAGCCCCUGCCCUCUCCUCCCCCAGAGGCCCUGCCUCCACACCUGCAGAAAAGAGACAGCUCUCUGGGGGAUGGUGCAUCAGAGAGUGAGACCACCGAAUCUGCAGACAGCGAGAAUGACAUGGAUGAGUCGCUCUCCCACCCAUCCUGGGACCAGUACCGGCGCUCCUCCUCCAACGACUCUUACUCCUCCAACCACAGCGCUGCGUCAGUUCAGGACGAGGAGGCCCUGGAGCUCCGAGAGUUCAUGUGCAGUUACGUGGAGAAGGUCUUCUCUGGCGGGGAGGAUCUGGACCAGGAGGAGAAAGCCAAGUUUGGGGAGUAUUGCAGCAGUGAGAAUGGGAAAGGUCGGGAGUGGUUUGCCCGCUUUGUGAGCGCCCAGCGCUGCAAUUCCAAGUGUGUCUCAGAAGCAACAUUCUACCGCCUGGUGCAGUCCUUUGCAGUGGUGCUGUUUGAGUGUCACCAGAUGGACGACUUUGGGCCUGCCAAGAACCUCAUGACCAUGUGCUUCACCUACUAUCACAUCGGGAAGCCCCACCUGCUCCCCUCAGAGUCCCGGGAGAAGCCUGCAGGGAGCAUCGACUCCUACCUGAGAUCUGCCAACAGCUGGCUAGCAGAGAAGAAGGACAUUGCCGAGCGCCUCCUGAAGAACACCUCCGCCAAGACCGAAAACGUCAAGGGCUUCUUUGGGGGGUUGGAAACCAAGCUGAAGGCCCCCCUGGGGAAGAGAAACGAGGAAGAUGACAACAAACCCAAGGAGAAACAACAGAAGGCAGUGACUGUGUACAGCCCAGAAGAGGAGAAGAAGGGCGAGAAGAUCUACCUAUACACGCACCUGAAGCAGCAGCCCAUUUGGCACACCCUGAGGUUCUGGAAUGCUGCCUUUUUCGAUGCUGUCCACUGUGAGAGGAGAAAGCGCUCUCCCACUACCAGAGGGAAGGCUGGAGAGGAGGAGGAGAAGAGGGAGAAGUGGUGCCACAUGACCCAGGAGGAGCGGGACGACAGCCUGCGGUUCAACGAGAAUAUCACCUUUGGACAGCUGGGCACAUUCACGCACAACAUGCUGGCGUUUGGCCUCAACAAGAAGCUGUGCAAUGACUUCCUGAAGAAGCAGGCUGUGAUUGGAAACCUGGACGAAGAGCAGUACAAGCUGCUCAGUGACCACAUUGAGCAGAUGGCCGCUGAGUAGCCCUAGGAGGCUGCCCCUGGCCCCCACCAUGGAGGACUGAGGGUGCAUGCUGUGCUCCCCGGCCCAGCAACUGGCUGUCACCCUCCAUAACCCUGCAUGACAUUAGCAGCGCCCGGAGCCACUCGCUGCCCUAGAACCAGCUGUUAGAAGAACCUGGUGGCCCUCCUCACCUCUCUCCUCCACCUGUGCCUGCACCCCGUCUCUGUGCCAAGGGAGCCCUGGACUCUGAGGCUAAAACCAAGGUGACUAUUGAAUAUCAGCCUCUUGUGAGGAGGGCAGCUGCUGGACUCCCACAGCUGCAGGAGACUGUGCCAGAGCUGGGCAGCCACUCAGGAUGCAGGUCAGGGAGGCCGAAGCCUCUGCCCACAGGUGUGGGCCCCUCACCCACUGCUGCUUGCCCGCACUCGCUCUCUCCCUGGGGGACAGGAAGCUGGAGGAGAAAAACACCUUCUAUUUUAGAGAAGAGCUGUGAGAAGCACGGCACCAGGACCCAGCUCGACUCAGCCUUGGUGUGAACUAGCAAGUGAGCGACUAAGGAGCAAGAGUGUGGCCUGGUCCAUCAGGGCACAGCCUCGGCAUGGGCUAUGCACGUGGACAGCUAGCAGUACCCCCGGAGGAGCUGCGUUUGUUACCAGCCCAUGCAAGCCCCGGGACAGUGACGUUUCUUAGGAGCUGCAAGACAGUGCCCUUCCCAAACCAGACAGUGCUGCUCUUCAUUUCAACGAGGACAGGACGUCCAUACUCAGGGUUACGGGACAGAAAGAGACAGAGCAUUGCUGGGGGCUCUUCACUGGGAAGUCAGCACUAGACUCCACUCCAGCCCUGUGACUCGUGUCCUCCAUCACCUCAUCUCAGCACCUGGGGCUUGUCCCAGCCACAUCUGCCGGUCCGUGAAGCUGACAUCCAGGCCACCAGCACCAGGCCCGCCAGUUCCCCAGCCUGUGCUGCCCCAGCACGUCCUCUGCCUGCUGCCCUGUACCCCUCUGACACUGGAGUCGGCGCUGGGCGAUCUCUUCUCUCUCCCUCCCUCUCCUCACUCCAUCAUAUUAAAUAGCUGUUUCACCUGUGAA